Molecule: messenger RNA, 1111 nt
Organism: Dacryopinax primogenitus
Lineage: Eukaryota; Fungi; Basidiomycota; Dacrymycetes; Dacrymycetales; Dacrymycetaceae
Product: peroxisome membrane protein
Exons: 6
Coding region: 1-1053 (350 amino acids)
Biological process (GO): peroxisome organization
Cellular component (GO): peroxisomal membrane
Source: RefSeq, a predicted model, not a curated record
AUGAGUUCGCCAGUCGCGGCCUACGAAUCCUUCUUGGUUGCCCAUCUGUCGGCAAUAUCUACUAUCGAAAGUUCGCUGCGGUCUUUGACUUGGUUCCUUCCUGGCCGGUUCAAGGAUGCGGAAUUGGCGUCUGAAAGCCUGGCAACUACGCUUAACAUGGUGUCAUUGUAUCACGACACUCUUUUAACAUCACUGGUCAAAGACAAGAAGCCGGUCAUCCCGCCUACACCACACAUGCGGUACACCCGUGCGUGGUGCGAUAAGAGUGCCAUCUACAAGUGGGCUGCGAGGACUCUUGAAGCAAUCCGUCACUGCGAAUUGUUCAUGGAGAUGUUGCUUCGGAGGAGAUUUGGCAAACGUGGUGCAUGGAGAGGGGUGGUUGGGCUAGAAUUCCUCAAAGCUACUCUUCGGUUGAUAUUAUUCCGUGUGACGUCGAGACCAGUUGUCUCUCCUCCUUUGCCUGAACGCGAUCUUCAAAUGCCCGAGGAGCUGGAUAACGUCAAGCCUGCUCUUCCUGCCUCAAUCCCUGAAACGCCAGCUCAUCUUCAGAAUAAUCGAGUUCCAACGGUCAAGCUGCCCGUAACCCCUGCGCAAGCUGCUGACAUCAACGGCUAUCUUCUCCCAAAGGCGCUCAAGGUGACUGCGGUUAGGGAAGCGCGACAAUUGGUGCCUAAAGUCUCCGGCACUGCUGCCCUUUCCGAGAUCGUGUUCAUCCUCCGUCCGCUCAUUUAUGUCCUCAGCUUGACAUAUUCUAAGUCUUCAUCACUUCCGUAUCUUGUUUCCUUAGUUCUGGACUUCCUUGCCCGACGCUUGCGCCCACCUACACUUCCCUUCUCUGCGUCCAGCGAAAUUCUUGUCAAUGAAUACUCCAGACGCGAUCGUCAGCUCGCUUUGUAUCUAUUCAAAGGGCCAGUCUGGCGCGACUUUACGCGACCACGCUUGGAGGGCUUCGCUUCAAGGACAGAAAAUAUCCCUCUUGUCAACGUCAUAAGCGCUCUGGUUCGCGACUGGGUUCCCUUAAUUGAUGAAUACUAUUAUUACACUGCAACCUAAAUGCGAGAUCGGUAUGUAUGCAAUAGCACACUAGAUACCCUCGACUUCAUUCAUUUUC